GUGAUGGUUCAAUCUACUUCAAGCCAUUAACGGGCAACCCAAACUCAGGUGCGAACUGGUUACGCCCGUUUCUUGUGAGCGUUACGAAGAUCAUAUACUCCUCGAGCUCAAAAACACUGAUUACUUCUUUUUUCAACGAGACAUGGAGAAUGUAGGCGUUGAGAAUUGCAAACUUGCCUGUUUGAGGAACUGUUCCUGCAAAGCUGUCAUAUUCAGAUACGAUUCGGUUAAUACUUCAAGGGGAAAUUGCUACUUACCAUCUGAAAUCUUUUCGCUCAGGAGGAAUGAAGGAAACAAUUAUAGAGUCACUGUCUCCGGCAAUGGAACUCUGUAUACUUCUAGCCAAGAAGACAACAAAACUAUACUAACAUUUGCUAAGGUUCAGAAUGUUCAGAAUAUUUCAGCUAGUGCACCCAAAAAUGGAAAAGGCAACAAUAUUGCACUUCCAAUAGGAUCAAGCCUCGGAGCACUUUUUGUUGUGUUACUUCUAAUUGGCGCUGCUAUUCUUUACUUGCGGAAGGAAAAGGACUUGGAGGAGGAUGACGACUGUAUAGAUGAAUUACCGGGGGUAUCUACAAGAUUCUCUUAUGAAGACUUGAAAUCUGCAACAGAGAAUUUUAGCAAGAAGCUUGGGCAAGGAGGAUUUGGUUCUGUCUUUGAAGGGACUCUGGGAAACGGCACAAAAGUUGCGGUCAAACGGCUUAAUGGUAUAGGUCAGGUAAAGAAGUCAUCCUUAGCUGAAGUAAAGACAAUAGGCAACAUUCACCAUGUCAAUUUGGUAAGACUGAUAGGAUAUUGUGCUGAAAAAUCUAAAAGGCUUUUGGUGUACGAGUACAUGUGUAAUGGGUCCUUGGACAAAUGGAUCUUCCGGAAAAACGAAGAGCUGCUUUCUCUCGAAUGGCCAUUGAGAAGGAAGAUUAUCUCAGGCAUGGCCAAGGGACUAGCAUAUCUCCACGAAGAAUGCAGACAGAAAAUAUUGCACUUGGAUAUAAAACCCCAAAACAUCCUUCUGGAUGAGAAUUUUGACGCAAAAGUUGCCGACUUCGGUUUGUCAAAAUUGAUAGCCAAGGAGCAAAGCCGAGUUGUGGCAACAAUGAGAGGAACACCAGGAUAUAUGGCUCCAGAGUGGAUGAGCUCUGUAAUCACUGACAAAGUCGACGUCUACAGCUUUGGGGUCGUGGUUCUUGAAAUCUUGUGUGGAAGGAAAAAUUUGGACAGAAAUCAACCCGAGGAGGAAAUGCAUUUACUGAGUCUUUUCGAGAGGAAAGCAGCAGAGGAUCAACUUAUGGACAUAAUUGAUAAAUCCUGCGAAGAUAUGCAUUUACAUGGAGCAGAAGUCACGGAGAUGCUACGGAUCUCGGCAUGGUGUUUACAAAGUGAGUUUACUAAGAGGCCUCCGAUCUCAGUCGUUGUUAAGGUCUUGGAGGGUCUAAUGGAGGUUGACAGCAAUUUGGAUUUUCGCUUCACAAAACCCCCAAUACCAAGAACAACUCCAGUUGUAGAUAGCAACCGCGAUGCUAGAGACGAUGCCACUGUAUUACUUCCACAAGUUUUAUCAGGACCGAGGUAAUGAAAGGUAAGUUUUUCUAGCAAUUCUAGUUGCUCAUUUGUCGGUAUUAAUUUACUUAUGAAAACGUUGAGACCCAUGGAUGGAUAGAAUUGAGAAAGCUAUUAGGUCUUGUAACUGUAUCCCAGUAUAAUACCACUACAUGUACCAAAAGACCCUAAAUGUUGUCCUAUUGUGUGUAAUGUUAUCGUUAGCAUCUCUGGAUAAUUCAUAUUUAUUAUUAGAGCAUUUUCGAA
Molecule: messenger RNA, 1803 nt
Organism: Rhododendron vialii
Lineage: Eukaryota; Viridiplantae; Streptophyta; Magnoliopsida; Ericales; Ericaceae
Product: G-type lectin S-receptor-like serine/threonine-protein kinase SD2-5
Exons: 1
Coding region: 143-1570 (475 amino acids)
Biological process (GO): protein phosphorylation
Molecular function (GO): protein kinase activity; ATP binding
Source: RefSeq, a predicted model, not a curated record